AUGCCCUCCUCAAGGCUGGAUUGGCUGGAUCUCGAGAAAACCCGCUCGUCUCAGGUUUAUGCUGCAGAUUUGGAGAUUGAUAGCAGUGAUGAAUCUGGUGACUUGGGGUUCUCUAAGUGGACUCAAAGUAUCCUGGGUAAACCAGCAAAGCAAGAAGUUACUGGAAGGAAGCUGGUAAUCAAAUGGCAUGCUACAACCAAGGGCACACUUCGAAGAAACUACAGAGUCCGAUCAAAGUCUGAGGGAAAGCGUCUUCUUAAAGCUGUUGCAUCUCUAUUGUCCGAUGAUGAUCACUUCACUGAUGCCACCUCUCACAAGGGUUGUCAAAUUAGGAGGGAAAGUGCUCAUGGAGAGAGUGUGUGUUGCAACAAUGUGAGAGCUCUUUUUGAUGAGCUUCCAACUCCACACCUGAUUGUAGAAAUCACUCCUUUCCCUUCAGGAUCUCUCACUGAGAAGGAUUACACUAAAGCAGAGAAGCUUGAGAAGGUUCUCAGAUCCAGUCCUUCUGUGUGAGCCAUCUUAAUUUGGUGGUUCAUGCAUAUUCCUGUACAUAUUCAGGGCUAACUUGUAUAUACUUAUGAUGAACAUAAGCUUUGGACAAUUUUCAACUCAACGCUGCACUGAUUGAGUUGGACCUGGAAAAUAAUCUGAUAUCAGUUUUUUUUUUACUUUCA
Molecule: messenger RNA, 674 nt
Organism: Neltuma alba
Lineage: Eukaryota; Viridiplantae; Streptophyta; Magnoliopsida; Fabales; Fabaceae
Exons: 4
Coding region: 1-513 (170 amino acids)
Cellular component (GO): chloroplast envelope
Source: RefSeq, a predicted model, not a curated record